Rhizopus microsporus ATCC 52813 is the source of this 942-nucleotide messenger RNA. RefSeq lists its product as uncharacterized. NCBI's taxonomy places the organism in Eukaryota, Fungi, Mucoromycota, Mucoromycetes, Mucorales, Rhizopodaceae. The transcript is spliced from 5 exons. Gene Ontology annotation, molecular function: protein binding; cysteine-type deubiquitinase activity. The coding region runs from base 1 to 942 and encodes 313 amino acids. The record is from RefSeq and is a predicted model, not a curated record.
AUGCUUGACGUUAUUCCUUUUGAAAUACUAUUCAAAAUUGCUUCUUAUUUGGAUAUAAAUGAUAUCGACACUCUUUGUAGUAUAAACAAGUCACUUUCACUUGUUGUUCGUAAUGACCUAUUUUGGAAAUGUCUUUGUUAUCUCAACGGUAUCUCUCGUUGUUUUCCAGAUUUAUCAUGGAAAGAAUUGUAUUGCUCUAUUCGUUGUCCUGGAAACUGUCCUCAUCUUGCACAAAAUGGUUCCUUUUCCAUCUUAGAAAAGAAAAGACACUUUUGGUCGCUGAUCCGUGAUAAACAAUGGAUUGGUCAUACUUUAUUUUGUCUUGAUCCUUCUUGUGAUUUUGUUGGUGACAAGCAUACAUUCAAUGAGCAUCAUCCGAAUCAUUUCCUUGCCUUUUCUCUCACUCAAUUACGUCCAUGGGAUCUUUGGUGCUCUUCAUGUUCAAAGAUGUUUUAUUGUCACAGCAUUCAACCUGUUGAAGAGACUAUGGUCAAAGCCAUCUAUUCCUAUUAUCUCAUCGAAGAUCACUCAGACAUGAAUCAUUCUAUUGUUGAAGGCAGAAGGUCGAUCGAAAGAAGAAUAUAUCGGUCUCAGACGAUGCGAGAGCCUCAACAUAUCAUUGAAAAACAUUGGUAUGAUCAGUGGACAAACUUUAUAUAUGGUGCAGACCAGCACGCUCCUGAUAGGCUUGACAACAGUAGUCUCUUUUGUCAGGAUGGUUCACUAAAGCCUGAUCUGUCAUUUGGUGCUGACUUUGAGCUAGUAACAAGUACAGUCAGAGACUACAUCAUCAGGGCCUAUGGUGUUCUUCAUGAACCAAUUUCUAUAGAUGACCUAAGAUGGAGCAGUGAACAUUGUCGACUUAUUCAUUCAGUUAAUGUCAAUUUACACUUUAUUCGAAGUCUUUCUCCUUAUCCAGUCAUCAUCACCGAGAAUCAAUAA